Molecule: messenger RNA, 212 nt
Organism: Cetraspora pellucida
Lineage: Eukaryota; Fungi; Glomeromycota; Glomeromycetes; Diversisporales; Gigasporaceae
Source: the annotation of a GenBank genome assembly
AAAUAGAAAUCAUUUAUUCUGCUGUGAGUGAAGAUAAAAGCUCUAAGAUAACAGCAAAUAAUAAAAAUCUUGAAAUAAUUAUUACUAAUAAAAAUUCCGAAGUAACUAACAAAAGUUUUGAAGCAACUAAUGAAAGUCCUAAAAUAAUUAUUAAAAGUUCUAAAAUAACUGAAGUUAAUAAAAAAUAUAAAAAAAAUAAUUCAGAAUUAUGA